GUCACGUCGAAGCUUUGCGCAUACGUAUCGCUAACACGAGAACAUAGCCGCCAUGGAAAGUCCUCACGAACAACAGCAAAGCCUCCUUCUCUCGCGAAUUAUCACGAAUAUUGAGAAACUGAACGAGGCAGUCGCAAUGAUGAACCGAAAUUUACAGGAAGUCAAUGUACAGAACAUGAACGUUGAGCUCGUUGCGCAAAUGUUCAAAAAUUACCAGUCUAACGUGCUGUUUCAUCUGGAGGCCACGGAGACCUUGAAGGAUCCCAUUUGAAUACGCAAUUGAUCUGAAAACGACCAACAUUGACAGUCCUGUGAGGAGAAGCUGCACACGCAUCAAUCAAUGGUCGAUAUACUAUUGCGACUCUGCAGGACGCGUCACGACACUGUCUUUACUUUACAGCACCCUUCGUUUGUGCAAUGUUCAUGCGUGCUAUCUGACAAGAGGCCGCACAUGCGCGCCGAAUGCGCCCACAGCAAUUUCUAAAAGGGAGCAACUUGAACCGGAGAAGUCCCCGAGAGCAGAAGGAAGAUCCAGUUCCAUAACAGGGAGCAGUGGUGGCGGGGCAAACUAUAAAGCCAAAAGAUAUUGGGAUAAUGCAAGUCAUGUUGAUACAUCAUACAAAUGUUGGUAUUAGCUGGCUGUCAUCCUAAGCGACGUCUCGAUCUCAUGGUCGCAUCGACUUUGCUUCUAUGCAUUAUUAGAAGAUCAACAUGAGGUUCUGCUCCGGGAGGCGGGGUGGGGGGGAGGAGGUUGAUGACACCGACAAAUGCAUGCACAGUUAGGCUGUCGCAUCGGCCAGAUACUAAAUAAGUUGAGGUGGGUGACAAGAAGACUCGGAGCAUGUACAUCGGGCAGCGAAAGAAAGGCGUCAUCGAGGAAUGUCAUUACACCACAAAUGUUCGUCUCAACAACCCCACGGUAAACUACGAAAUGAUACGAGUCGCUGCUGAGGCACGUCCUAUAACUAAAAUUCUGGUCUCGAAAAAUCUGCUGUAUAGCUCAUUUGUCAUGUUCCCCGAUUACAGGCGCACAACCCACGGUGAACUCCUGGCAUGUUGUGUAGGGCUGCACGAG
Molecule: messenger RNA, 1075 nt
Organism: Exophiala oligosperma
Lineage: Eukaryota; Fungi; Ascomycota; Eurotiomycetes; Chaetothyriales; Herpotrichiellaceae
Exons: 5
Coding region: 53-271 (72 amino acids)
Biological process (GO): attachment of spindle microtubules to kinetochore
Cellular component (GO): DASH complex; mitotic spindle
Source: RefSeq, a predicted model, not a curated record